Molecule: messenger RNA, 4723 nt
Organism: Cervus elaphus (red deer)
Lineage: Eukaryota; Metazoa; Chordata; Mammalia; Artiodactyla; Cervidae
Gene: GAREM2
Product: GRB2 associated regulator of MAPK1 subtype 2
Exons: 6
Coding region: 1072-3339 (755 amino acids)
Source: RefSeq, a predicted model, not a curated record
AAUUACGGCUAUGAAGAAACUGUAAAAUUAAAUAUAGAGUCGCUGGAGCCACCUUGCGACCCUUCCUGGGAACUGCAUGUCUUCAUUGUGACACCAGAAACUUCCCCAGAGCCCAUCAGUCAGAGAUCCAUUCUCAAGAAUUUAUGGGAAACGCAACCACACAAAAUUACAUUCCCUCUUUCAACACCCAGAAAGAUGGGAAUAAAGGAGUUUUUAAGUAUAAUUCUACAAAGACCGGGAAAAAAAAAAAAGGCAAGAGAUCUGUGAGAAUUAAAAAAUUUACACAAAAAUUGACCUGUGUUUUAGGUGGGAGAUAGAAAACAGCUAACUCUUCUAGGGAAGAAAUUACAAUCUAAGUGUUGCUUGUCAAUAAAAAGCAGAUUUUUUCUGGAUCCCACAAGUUGCGGUAGGUACAGGACUACAGAGAAGAUAAACAUGUGGCAAUGGGUUAAAAAUGGGGAUGAGUAGAAAGUCUGUAUAUGAAAUGAUGGGAUCCUGAGGUGUCCAUGCUCACCCCUCACAGCCAGAUGUUGCUACCACCCUUCCUAGAGGCUUCUUAUGGGCAGAAAUGGAGUGACAGAGCCUCCAGACUUGAGGUCACAGGGUGUGGGGAAAAGUGGGGAUGAAUCAUAGGGUCAAACACCAGGACUUUUGUGAACAUCUGCAUCUUGAAUGAUGAGCUCCUCUCAGAUUCUUUCCUUCCUUAUCCCUUCCCUCUCCCAGAAUUUUGGCAGCCAGGCCGAAAAUUAGGAAUGACCUCUCUGGAAACCUGGCCCGAGAGAAAAGACUCACAAAUGCUGUCUGCUGGAGGUUUGCUAACUAAAAGGGGAGUAUGCUGAGGGCGUCAGUGAGCGAGACAUCCUGCUCAUUCAUUCCUGCCGCCAGUGGACCACGGUGACAGCCCACACCCUGGAGGAGGGCCACUACGUCAUCGGGCCCAAGAUUGACAUCCCCCUGCAGUACCCAGGGAAGUUCAAGCUCCUGGAGCAGGCCCGGGAUGUUCGGGAGCCCGUGAGGUACUUCAGCAGCGUGGAGGAGGUGGCCAGCGUCUUUCCUGAUCGCAUCUUUGUGAUGGAAGCCAUCACCUUCAGUGUCAAGGUGGUGUCAGGGGAGUUCAGCGAGGACAGCGAGGUGUACAACUUCACGCUGCACGCGGGCGAUGAGCUCACUCUCAUGGGCCAGGCGGAGAUCCUGUGCGCCAAGACCACCAAAGAGCGCUCCCGCUUCACAACCUUGCUGCGCAAGUUGGGCCGGGCUGGGGCGCUGGCCGGGGUGGGCGGCGGCGGUGGCGGCGGCCCGGGGGGCGCGGGGGCCGCGGGUGGCGGCGGGGGCGCCAGGCCCAUCAAAGGCAAGAUGCCCUGCCUAAUCUGCAUGAACCACCGCACCAACGAAAGCCUGAGCCUACCCUUCCAGUGCCAGGGCCGCUUCAGCACGCGCAGCCCACUGGAGCUGCAGAUGCAGGAGGGCGAGCACACGGUGCGCGCCAUUAUCGAGCGCGUGAGGCUCCCGGUGAACGUGCUGGUGCCCAGCCGGCCACCCCGCAAUCCCUAUGACCUGCACCCGGUGCGGGAGGGCCACUGCUACAAGCUGGUCAGCAUCAUCUCCAAGACAGUGGUGCUGGGGCUGGCGCUGCGCCGCGAGGGCCCGGCGCCGCUGCACUUCCUGCUGCUCACGAACACGCCGCGCUUCGCAUUGCCGCAGGGCCUCCUGGCCGGGGACCCGCGCGUCGAGCGCCUGGUACGCGACAGCGCCUCCUACUGUCGCGAGCGCUUCGACCCCGACGAGUACUCGACCGCAGUGCGCGAGGCGCCAGCUGAGCUGGCCGACGACUGCGCCAGCCCGCGCCGCGCGCGCCUCUGCCUGCCCGCGCCCCCGCGCGCCCUCGUGCCCGCCCGUGCCCCCGGCCCCGGCCCACCGGGCGACGGCGACCAGGAGUACGUGAUCCCCGACUGGGCCGGCGGGCCCGAGCCCGCCGCGCCGCCCGCCGAGAUCCCCUACGAGGAGCUGUGGACGCACCAGGCGGCCGAGGGCCUAGCCGAGAGCAGGACCCGGCCGCUCCCGGGGCCCGAUCUCAUCUCCUUCGGAGCCGCCGGGCCGCCCCGCCUGGAGCCCGAGGCGGCGCCGCCUCCCGUGCCUCCCAAAUCCGAGGCGGUGAAGGAGGAGUGCCGCCUGCUCAACGCCCCUCCUGUGCCCCCACGGGGUGGCAGUGGCCGGCUCUCGGGUAGCCCCCCAGUACCCCCACGCUUCCCGAAGCUGCAGCCUGUCCACUCCCCCAGCUCUAGCCUCUCCUACUACUCCUCUGGCCUCCAGGAUGGGGCGGGGUCCCGAAGUGGCAGUGGCUCUCCAUCACCCGACGCCUACUCCCUCUAUUGCUACCCCUGCACCUGGGGAGACUGCAAGGUGGGCGAGUCCUCCAGCCGUCCACCCCCAGGCCCCCUGCCCUCAACCACGCAGCCCAGCCAGGCCUCCCGGGCCCUUGUGGAGCCCCUGAGUGGUCGAGCUGCCUCCCUCCUGGGGGCCGACACCCCUGCCAAGACCUACCACGGCUGUCCACCUCCAUUCAAGCCCUCCCACCCCCAGAAACGCUUUGCUCCGUUUGGAGCUCUUAACCCCUUUUCUGGGCCUGCCUACCCCACCGGCCCUUCAGCGGCCUCCUCUUCCGGGCCUGCAGCUGCCUCAGGUCCCCUGGCUACCUCCAGCCCCGCCUACUCCCCAGGCCUGAGCUCUCCAGGCCAGGCCUACUCGGCAGCUUCCGCCUCCUCCUGCCCCACCUCCUCCUCGUCCUCCUCUGAGUGGCAGGAACCCUCCCUGGAGCCCUUCGACCCCUUUGAGCUGGGCCCGGGCAGUUCUCCAGAGCCUGAGCUGCUGCGCUGUCAGGAGCCCAGAGCCGUGGGGGCACCUGGGCUGGGCCUCUCGCCACUUGGACCCCCCAAGGCCUUUGAGCCCGAAAGCUUGGUGUUGCGGCAGGGCCCUGCCCCACUGUCACCGGCGGCCCCGCAGGGCCCCGAGGCCGGUGGAGCGCGACUCCUUCUCACCCAGGGGCGCCUCGAAGGGCCUCCUGCCAGUCCCCGGGAUGGGGCCACGGCCUGGGGAGGCCGAGAAGCCGCCUCCUGGCAGCCCCCCGCUGACCUGUCUGCACUCUCCCUGGAGGAGGUCUCUCGAAGUCUGCGUUUCAUCGGGCUCUCAGAGGACGUGGUCAGCUUCUUUGCCCGAGAGCGCAUUGACGGCAGCAUCUUCGUGCAGCUCAGUGAGGACAUCCUGGCAGAUGACUUCCGCCUGACCAAGCUGCAGGUCAAGAAGAUCAUGCAGUUCAUCAAAGGCUGGCGGCCCAAGAUCUGACCUUCCGGCUUGGGGCCGCCUGACUGGAAUUUUGGCCCGGAACCACCCACCCCCACCACGCCCUGGGGGGCCAGCCCUCCCCGAGGUGGGGCCUGCCGCAGGGAGAAUCUCUGCCAGGACUGCGGCUGCUCAGCCGUCACAGAGAGUGAAUCCAGGGGAGGCGCGCUGGGAAACGGGGUCCUCUGGGCCAGACCCCUGCAUGCCUCUUGCCUCUGAGUGUGCAGAGUAGGUGGGGGAGCGGCUGAAGGCACCAGCGAACAGGGUGCCCAGGGCUGUGAUUCCCAUGCGGCAGCUGGAAGCUGGCUUUUGUGGUGACCUAAUAGCUCCCUCCGCUCUGCUCUGGAGCCCCCCUGACAGCUUGCGCUCAGUCCACAGCUUGUAGGUGCAGGCCGGAGACGAGGACGACGGCCCCCCAUUGAAGCACAGAUUCCCCAAGUGCCCGCUGUCCUCUGUGGACUCUGCUCCAAGCUGCCUCAGACGGAGGGCCAAUUUCUGUAUCUCUGGGAUGCCCUCUUUACCCCCUAGCCCCGCCCCCGCCGCCCGCUCCACCAUGCGCUGGGUCCCUGGCCCUGAACACAGGUGCAUCGCGUACAAGCCUGAGCCACCGCGCCGCAGAGCUCCACCUGUGGGCUCUGGUUCUCGGGUGAUGCCUUUGGAAGGCCACAGCCCUGCCCUUGACCCACUUACCUGGUGAGGGAGGCAGUUGCUCCCCCAUGUUUCCAGCACUCUGGCCUCUGCCCCCAUCUGGCUGUAUCUAGCCCUCCAUCCUACCUGUUGCGUCCAGUCCAUGACAACUCUUUCUGUGGAAGGGCAGGUGAUUCUAAGGGCAGCUGCACCCUGAUUUUCGAGGUGGGUGGCUUUCAAUCACUCCCACUGGUCUCCUGCCCCAUCCCUUGACUCCUGCAAACACCUGGUGUCCUUCCCUGGUUUUCUGUCACUGGCGCAGGUGGCUUGGGAAAACCUCCGUUUAUCCUCCUGGAGCUCAGCCCUCCUGCGCUUGUUCACCUGCAUCCGAGCAGAUCUUUGUGCUCUGAAUCCUGAGCAUGGCUAUCUGCCAGCACCCAGAGCAGGUUGGCUGUCAUGUCCAACCACCCAUCCCCCAAGCUCUUCUCUGUCUCACUUACCAGAAGCACACUAAUUCUCCUAGUGUCAGGCCCAGGGGUAUCAGCCUUCUCGUCUGCCUUAUCUAGAUAUUUAUUGCCUGUUUUUCUAUCUUAAGAGUAGAGAAGCCGUGCCAGUGCUCAGGCCCUGAGCAGGCUGUCUCAGCACGGAGGGGAAUCAAAGCAGAGCACAGAGACUGGGAUGCUGAGACGUUGCGUUUCCUUGCUGAUCACUUAGUGAGUCCUUGAGGGCUAGUGAAAUAAAUGCUAGACCACUGAAGAGU